Megachile rotundata (alfalfa leafcutting bee) is the source of this 1007-nucleotide messenger RNA. RefSeq names its product prefoldin 2 (gene Pfdn2). Gene Ontology annotation, biological process: protein folding. Gene Ontology annotation, cellular component: prefoldin complex. The record is from RefSeq and is a predicted model, not a curated record. NCBI's taxonomy places the organism in Eukaryota, Metazoa, Arthropoda, Insecta, Hymenoptera, Megachilidae.
GGACUUUCUGUACAAGGAGGUUCGGUGAGUCUUACGCAUGAAGAAGAAAGCAAUACAAAGCUCCUAAUAUGGCUAGCGAUAAAAAGACAGGAAAAUCUUCAAAAGGUACGAAGUCCAAUGCAGAAAUAUUAUCUGAAUUUCAAAUGCUUCGCAAUGAGCAAAGGACAAUGGCUAAUAAAUUGUCAGAAAUUGAAAUGGAAUUGAACGAACAUAAGAUUGUAAUUGAUACAUUAAAGAAUAUAGAUCCCAAAAGAAAGUGCUACAGAAUGACAGGAGGUGUUUUAUGUGAACGUACUGUAGAAGACGUGAUGCCUGCAUUGGUAACAAAUAAAGAACGGUUAACUAUAGUAAUAGAUGUUUUAAAUGAUCAACUAAUGAAAAAAGGAAUUGAAAUAAAUGAAUUUAAAGAAAAGCAUAAUAUCAAAAUCAGAGGGCAACAGGACAUACAACGACAAGGUGAAGAGAAAGAUUCUACAGAAGCAAAAAGAAGUGCAGUUGUUGUUGAUUCAUUAUUAAGCAAUUAUGCAUAAAAAUCAAAGUUUCUUGUUUAUAAUACAUAUUACAUUUAUAUUUGAAUUAUAUAUUGGUAUUUAUUUAUUAAAUCUUCUAUAAAACAUUAUAGUUAAAAUUUUCAAAAAUUCAAUUUUUUAACAACUACAUAUUUUGUAUAAAAUAAAAAAUACUCAGUCAGUUUUGUUUGAUGAUGCCAUUCUGAUCUUAGGUAACCACGUAAAGGUCAUCAAAGACCACCAUUUAUUUCUUUUAUUAUAUAUUUUUACAACUAAUUGUCAUAACGUUUUCAAACUGGUAUGAAGACUUCAGGUGAUUAGUGUACAUUAUCAAUAUUUCAGAGUAUUCAUAAUUAAUGUAUUGUCAAGAAACAUUAACAUCAUGUUCCCAAAUUUAUAAUUAGUAUAUUGCCAAUAUAUGUAAAAGCUUCCGAAAUAUUGAUAGUACAAUUAUGUAUAUUGAUCAUCUGAGAUCUGCAAUAUAAUUAAACAGUUUUU